This is a messenger RNA of Pristis pectinata (smalltooth sawfish), 1229 nucleotides long. RefSeq lists its product as uncharacterized. The coding region runs from base 115 to 1218 and encodes 367 amino acids. Gene Ontology annotation, molecular function: antigen binding; immunoglobulin receptor binding. The record is from RefSeq and is a predicted model, not a curated record. Lineage: Eukaryota; Metazoa; Chordata; Chondrichthyes; Rhinopristiformes; Pristidae. Gene Ontology annotation, cellular component: external side of plasma membrane; blood microparticle; immunoglobulin complex, circulating. Gene Ontology annotation, biological process: complement activation, classical pathway; phagocytosis, engulfment; phagocytosis, recognition. The transcript is spliced from 4 exons.
ACUCACAGCCCACGUCCCUAUUUAAACAGCGCUCACUGCGGCUCCCGACAAAGCCGGCCGGAGCUGAAGCCGCCGAUUUCUGGAGUGUCCGAGUCUGGCUCAGUGCACAGGGCGAUGGGGGUCGCUUCUUAUCUCUGUCUCCUUCUGUCCUGUCUGGCAGGCGUGCGGUCCGACGUCGUGCUGACACAGCCCGCCUCAGCGGUGGUGAAGCCCGGGGAGUCAUACACACUGACCUGUGAAGUCAGUGGGUUCGAUCUCAGCAGCUAUGGCAUGAGCUGGGUGAAACAGGUCUCCGGGAAAGGGCUGGACUGGCUGGCGGGGAUAAGCUCUGGCGGUAGCAAGGACUACGCGCCUGGAGUCCGGGGCCGAUUCGAGGUUUCCAAGGACAGCAGCACCGUUUAUCUGCAAAUGAACAGCCUGAGACCGGACGACACAGCCACCUAUUACUGUACGAGUGACACAGUGAGAGGGAGCGGGACUGGACCGGGACAAAAACCCAGCGAGAGCGCCCGCCCUCAGGGCGCUGAGGGACAGGACGGCACUGAUCACCGCAGCCGUGUCCCGGCCUUGCUGUGCCGCCGUCGGCCGUCGCUGGAAUGGGAGGCGUGUUGUCAGCCGCGAUUCCUGGGAGGAGAGGCUGGAGGGACCGAGGGGCUCAGCGGAUCACUUCAGAGGGCAGCUCGGAGCCAAGCGCCGUGGGUGGGACUGGAGUCACCGAUCGGCCCGGUGAUGUGGGAUAUACCACGGUGGUGGGGAGCUGAACACAAACUGGUGCCGACAAUUCGACCUCCGAAGCUCAUCCCCCUUGUUCCAUCCCCGGAGUUUAUCCACAAUCAAACGACUGCUGUCCUGGGCUGUGUGAUAUCUGGAUUCUCUCCUGACGACAUUACUGUUUCCUGGAAAAAAGCUGGAUCUACUCAAACGGGCAUCGUUCUCCCUUCCACUUCAACAACUGACGGUGGAUUUGAAACAGUCACUUACCUGAGAGUGCCUGUGCAGGAAUGGAUCAGCAAACUGGAAUAUACUUGUGAAGUGACCCAGACAUCCGCUGGUUUCAGGGAGAAGGUCAACAUGAGGUAUCAAGACGGUGGACCAUGUCCCAGCUGUUGUUCAGAGUGUGUGCCAAUGUUCUUGUACCAGACUGACCUCAAUGCGACAUUCUCAGAUGGUUCUACCCAACAUUAUCAUUGUCUUGAAGGAAAAUGUGAAAUAAAGUAAUUGGCUGUGUA